CACUGGACAGGAUUGGAUUAACGAUUAACGGAUGAAAUGUUUAUGUAAACAGAUUUGGUCUGGGUUGYUCAAAGCUCGACUCCCGCUAGUAGUAGGUUAGGUAUUCAUUUUUCCAACAUUAAAUGCUGUCCGUUCCCUUUUGCUUUCARAAUGUUGSARGGAAUAGCAGCAGCUCUGGCCAUUUUGGCSUUGACKUACAUCGUCAUAAAUUACCUGUUCAAGCCAAAGGGCAUGCCACCUGGUCCUUUACCKCUGCCCAUUGUUGGAAACUUGCUCRCGCUUUUAUCGUCAGGCAAUGAUGUAUUAAAAAGGACRCACGUCAUUCUGUCUAAACUGRCAAAGARAUAUGGUGACGUAUUYAUCCUCGAGUUGCCUGGUUUACAGCGUGUAGUUGUCGUCAGYUCCAUAGCACAUGCUCGUGAAGCACUACUCACCAAGAAAGAUGACUUUGCUGGAAGACCUAAAACCUUCGUUUUUGAUUUUUUGACGAUGGGCUGCAAAGACAUCGCAUCUGGUGACUUUAAUGCAACUUUAGUUUUGCAGCGAAAGAUAGUUCAUUCUGCUAUUCGCAUGUACCAGCCUUUCCUUGAAGAGAAAAUUAUCUCAGAAGUGAACGAAAUGAUACGACGCAUUUCCCCAGGAAAACCAACAAACCCCAAGGAAGAUGUGGUGUUUGUAACGACCAAUGUUAUCUUUCAAAUAGCAGUUGGCCAGCGCUUUGAACAGAUUGAUGAUGAAUUUCUUGAAAAAUUAAAUCUCACCCGCAGAGUUGCUGGUUUAACAAGUCCUUUCAACAUCCUAAACAUCCUGCCAUUCUUGAUACAUUUCCCGAUUGGCCCAUCCACAGAGGUGAAAAAGGUUCGUGAUGAUCUUCAUCAGUAUUUAUUUGGCAAGUAUCACGAGCACAAAGACUCUUACCAAGAUGGUGUCAUACGGGACCUAACGGAUGCCCUCAUUAAGGCUCGCCACGACGCUGAACAAGAAGACAGCAGAACCUACCGCUUCAUCAAUGAAGAGCAUAUUGCGAUGACUGUGAUGGAUGUUUUUCUAGCAGGAUUAGAAACUACAGCCACGGCCCUUCUAUGGUUCAUGCUGUACAUGGUGAAACACCCAGAAGUGCAAUCCAAAAUACACGAAGAGCUUGAUAGCGUUCUUGGUCCAGACGCCUUACCUCUUUGGAAGAACCGAACGCAACUUCCCUAUCUGGUAGCAACUAUUGAUGAAACUCUCCGAAAAGCUUCCAUUUCACCUCUUCUUCUCCCACACAAAGCAACAAAAGAUUCGACUCUUGCAGGCUUCAACAUACCAAAGGGCACAUAUUUGAUGUUUAAUGCAUGGGCCAUGCAUCAAGAUAAACAAGAGUGGAUGGAUCCAGAUGAUUUCAAUCCAUCGAGGUUCAUCAAUGACAAUGGAAAARUUGACCAAAAUGCCGCUUCGAAGAGCUUUCUUCCCUUUGGAAUGGGGCGACGUGUGUGCGUCGGCGAAGCGCUGGCAAAGCAAGAGUUGUUUGUCAUUGCGUCGAGGCUGUUGCACGAGUUUACCUUGCACAAGGCACCCGGUCCAAUACCGCAAAUCACCGAUGAUUUGACGGGUGGCACACACCAGCCACCAUCUUAUGAAAUUUGUUUUAAGCCUCGACGACAGUAGCAUUACACUAAAAUCAUCGGAUCCAUACAUUUUGAAGGGGGAGGAGGCAUAUUCUGCUUCUCAUUGUGGUCUUUAGAAAUGGAGUCAAGUGAAGUUUUUUUCAAAAAUUGACGCGAGCGCGCUUCCUUUUCCCGCCUUCUCAAAAGUAGCCAAUCAGAAUCGCGAUGUACACGGACGGAYGGAAGGACAACCACAGGCAGCCCAAGCUAAGCAUUUAACUAGCAGAUUAUAUCAAUAUCUAUAAURCAUGUAAAUUGAAAUUUUUGAAAGAAAAAAUAAGUAAAAAACAUUUGUCUUACCUUA
Molecule: messenger RNA, 1950 nt
Organism: Exaiptasia diaphana
Lineage: Eukaryota; Metazoa; Cnidaria; Anthozoa; Actiniaria; Aiptasiidae
Product: steroid 17-alpha-hydroxylase/17,20 lyase
Exons: 2
Coding region: 151-1647 (498 amino acids)
Biological process (GO): progesterone metabolic process; hormone biosynthetic process
Molecular function (GO): iron ion binding; steroid 17-alpha-monooxygenase activity; heme binding
Source: RefSeq, a predicted model, not a curated record